AUGAAGAAUUCUCACCAACCAUUGUACAGGGCUACUCAAACACUUCUUAGGGCGCGCAGAGCUAAUCGUCCUGCUCAACCAUUGUUACCACCUAUUCACCUUUACAGAAGAAUUCUUAGAGAGCAUAGGAAUUUACCAGCAUUGCAGAGGGAGUUAGGUGACCAGUACGUUAAGAAUGAGUUUAGAUUGCACAGAUCAGCAGAGAAUCCCCUUCAUAUUGUUGGAUUCCUAACAAGCUGGCAAGACUACUUGCGUAUGAUUACCAAGGGUGACUGGAUAGAUGAAGCUAUGUCUUCUGAAGUACUACAGAAGUUGUCAUCGGACCAAGUCGUCCAACUUUAUGAACUCAUGAAGGAAACCCAACAAUUCCGUGCGGGGGAAACCCCAGAUGGCGAUAAUAGUGAUACUAAGCAAUAG
Molecule: messenger RNA, 417 nt
Organism: Zygosaccharomyces rouxii
Lineage: Eukaryota; Fungi; Ascomycota; Saccharomycetes; Saccharomycetales; Saccharomycetaceae
Gene: SDH7
Product: Sdh7p
Exons: 1
Coding region: 1-417 (138 amino acids)
Biological process (GO): mitochondrial respiratory chain complex II assembly; succinate metabolic process
Cellular component (GO): mitochondrion; mitochondrial intermembrane space
Source: RefSeq, a predicted model, not a curated record